AUGUCGCAAACAGAGGAGAAGUUCAAUAUCAAAGACUUUUCACAAAGUUAUAAGCUUCCGAAUGCAGCCAUUUUUACGCUGUUGACAGAGUUUCAAACUCAUGUCCAGUCGAUGAUGAGAGAAUGGCGGAAUAAUAAAGAUACUCUUCGUCUCUCAGCCACUCUAUCCACUGAAGCUUGGAAGAGUGUAGUCAACUCCGCCACUUUAUGCGUCAGAGAUAAGAUAUUCAGCGACGAUCUCACCGAAUUGAGAGUGAAUGCAAAAACAAUCGAUGAGAGGUAUACUGAGAUGCUGAAGGAUAACAACAUGUAUAACGAUCAGACACAACAAGAAGUAGAUGAUCUUGUGUUGGGCAAAGUCAGUAUACUUUCAGAAGUAUGCCCUGAUUUUGGUGAAAAUUAUCAGACUAACUUGGAUAGAUUUGAAGAUGAUUUUCAACAAUGGGUGUCUCAGACUGUACGAGAGAACGGCCAAGAAGUGCAGGUAGAUGCUAGUAGAGCCAUAGUAGCUUUGGAUGUCGAACCGACAAGGCAAGUAGUCCAGGGGAUUUUCAAUGCUUUUCAAGAGUUGGAUGCUCAACGAGCCCAGAAACGAACUCAAGCUGUUUCCUCUGAUGAGGCUGAUUCUGUCGAUCAGACAAAACUAGAUGCAGAGACUCUUCGGCACGUUCUGGCUUUCGCAUGGGAUAUGGAUAAGGCAUAUGGUGGAACUCAUCAUUUAACAGUCGAACGCCCCGAGUUCGAGUUCGACGACAUCGAUCCUUGGGGUACUACUCCCUCUUAUAACGAUUGUGACGCUAUUAGCAGUGACCAAGAGGGAGAUGAGGUAGAAGCCAUCUACGACGUCGUAACGAUCCCAGUCUCAGAGCGAUGGACGAUGAUCGUAGAUGAUUCUUGA
Molecule: messenger RNA, 897 nt
Organism: Kwoniella mangroviensis CBS 8507
Lineage: Eukaryota; Fungi; Basidiomycota; Tremellomycetes; Tremellales; Cryptococcaceae
Exons: 2
Coding region: 1-897 (298 amino acids)
Source: RefSeq, a predicted model, not a curated record